Molecule: messenger RNA, 1887 nt
Organism: Cordyceps militaris CM01
Lineage: Eukaryota; Fungi; Ascomycota; Sordariomycetes; Hypocreales; Cordycipitaceae
Product: general amino-acid permease GAP1
Exons: 4
Coding region: 1-1887 (628 amino acids)
Biological process (GO): amino acid transmembrane transport
Cellular component (GO): membrane
Molecular function (GO): amino acid transmembrane transporter activity
Source: RefSeq, a predicted model, not a curated record
AUGGCUGGCAGCGACCCAAGCAGGUCGCCGUCCAAGGCCGGCAUUACCUUUACUAGAGAUUUUGAGAUUGUCGAAAUGAGUAGCUUGUCUACUGCCGACAAGGACAAAGACCACCCCCCCUUGAACACGGCAUCAUACGCCGUUUCCACUGCUCCUCGACCGGUUCGAUACGCCAACCAGAAAGCCGCAGGUCAGAGAUGGGUGGACAGCUUCAAGCCACUUGAGGGCUCCUCCGAAGUCAUCAAGGAUGGAUACUACGUCACCGAGGGUAUGGAAGAGAUGCCCCGCGAACCGCAACGCUUCUACGAUCUACAAGCGGCCAACGCGCGAACCGCCAACUCGGCGCUGGUCCGCGGCUUAAAAGGCCGUCACCUGCAAAUGAUUGCAAUCGGCGGCUCCAUUGGAACUGGUCUUUUCGUCGCCUCUGGAGGUGACCUGGCGCAAAGCGGCCCAGCGUCGUUGCUCACCGCGUACGCGCUCACGGGUGCCAUGCAGUUCUGUACUAUGCAAAGCUUGGCUGAACUGGCAGUUGUAUUUCCCAUUUCAGGAUCCUUCUCUGCAUUUUCUACCAGAUUUCUUGAUCCAUCCUGGGGCUUUGCUAUGGGCUGGAACUAUGCGUUGCAGUGGUUAGUUGCCUUGCCAUUGGAAGUCAUUGCUGGCGCCUUGACAGUCGAAUACUGGAACUCUAGCCUUAGCAAGGCCAUUUUUGUUACUAUUUUCCUGUUUAUGAUUGGUGUUAUCAACCUAUUCGGCAUCCGCGGCUAUGGUGAGGCCGAAUUCCUCUUCUCCACGGUCAAGGUCACUGCCAUUGCUGCCUUCAUUCUGCUCGGUAUUGUCGUCAACAUUGGAGGCACUCCUCACAGCGGCUACAUUGGUGGUACAUACUGGCAAAAUCCUGGCGCGACGAAGAAUGGAUUCAAGGGAUUCUGCAAUGUCCUUGUAUCCGCUGCUUUUGCCUUUUCUGGUACCGAGCUGGUUGGCCUUGCGGCGGCUGAAACCGCCAACCCACGCAAAUCCAUCCCAACGGCCAUUCGACAGGUGUUCUGGCGCAUCGCCCUCUUCUACCUUGUGGCCCUGCUCCUGGUGACACUUCUGGUCCCCCACAACGAACCGCGCCUGCUUGGGGCCAAGUCGUCCGUCGACGCCUCCGCUAGUCCAUUCGUCAUUGCCAUUGAGAGCAUGGGCGAGACGAUUCUGCCGAGUAUCAUGAACGCCGUCAUCCUCCUUGCCGUCAUCUCCGUCGGCAACUCGGCCGUCUUUGGCUCUUCGCGCACCCUCGCCGCGCUCGCCGAGCAGUCCCACGCCCCUAAGCUUCUCGCCUACAUUGAUCGCAAGGGGCGGCCGCUCGUCUCCGUGCUCAUCACGCUUGCCGCUGGUCUGCUCGCGUACCUCGUCGACAUUAAGCAGCAGAGCGAAAUCUUUGACUGGCUUAUCGCCAUCUGCGGCCUCUCUAGCCUCUUCACCUGGAGUAGCAUCUGCCUCUGCCAUAUUCGCUUCCGCGGUGCCUGGAAGGCCGCCGGCUACACGCCCGCUCAGCUGCCCUUUCAGUCUCAGGCCGGCCUCAUCGGCUCGUACGCCGCCCUCGUCGCUAACGUGCUCGUCAUAGCAUCGCAGUUUUGGACGGCCGUCUCGCCGCUCGGCGGCCGCGCCGACACGUCCUCUAUCGGCAUCGCCAAGAACUUUUUCCUCAAGCUGCUUGCCGUGCCCAUUGUCUUGGUCUUUUACUUUGGCCACAAGCUUUGGUUCAAGACGCACAUUUUGCGUACCAAGGCAAUGGAUAUUGAUACAGGGCGGAGCUUUACCCGCGCGCAGUCGAUUCACACUGAUGACCCCAGCCUGAAUAGGAAGUGGCCAUUCUGGAAACGCGUGUACCGAUCACUGUGCUGA